Amphimedon queenslandica is the source of this 3041-nucleotide messenger RNA. Its product is annotated as adhesion G-protein coupled receptor F1-like. NCBI's taxonomy places the organism in Eukaryota, Metazoa, Porifera, Demospongiae, Haplosclerida, Niphatidae. Gene Ontology annotation, cellular component: plasma membrane. Gene Ontology annotation, molecular function: G protein-coupled receptor activity. The transcript has 22 exons. The record is from RefSeq and is a predicted model, not a curated record. The coding region runs from base 97 to 3021 and encodes 974 amino acids. Gene Ontology annotation, biological process: G protein-coupled receptor signaling pathway; cell surface receptor signaling pathway.
ACUAUGAAUUAUAAAGCCCCACCCUUUGGAGCAAUGAAAUAAAUAGAUCUAGAUCCCUGUUUGACCUUGCUUUCUCAGCAGAAAAAGUGAAGAAUAAUGUUGCGUUUGGUUUUUGUUCUGAUAAUUUCCAUCUCUAAUGCAGAAUACCAAGACAUGUGUGGUAGUGACAAGUAUGAUAGAGUUGGUGCUUUCCGACGCUGUAUUGAUGUAACUACUCCAUUCCCUCCUUUUGACAUAACAAAGCCAACGUGCACUCUUUCUACUGCACAACUGCAAGAGAUUGUUGCUAAUUCUCGCUAUCAGCAACAGUACGGUUUUGGUUGUGAUGACUUGAUAAGAUUUGCUGAUUAUCAACAAUUAAAUAAUGUCAAUUUGUUGGAGCUCUCAUCCAUCAGCCUCAAUAGCACACACUCAAAAAGUCUAGCUACUGCUGCAUUCCUUUGUCAUUUGAGUGCCACUCAGAGACUCUGUGACCAUUACAACUUGUGUUUCAGCUAUCGAGAAAAUGCAACCAAAGCAUAUGAAAGGAACGCUUGCAUAAUGGAUUUCUCCCGUUUGGUUUCUCAUGGGUCAGAUAGAGUAUUCAAUGAGAUAAUUUAUAAAUACUUAUUGAAGCCAUCUUUAGUAGAAUCAUACAGCCAAGCAGGACGCUUCAAUCUCGCCAUUACACAGGAUUAUUUGUACACGUGCACAUCACUUUUCCAUAGAAAUGACAUUGAGGAUUGUAUUAUACAGUUACUGAAUCAUUGCUUUUUAUUUGAAGAUGAGGCCCAUUACCUGUGUUAUAACGGAAUUCAAGAUAACUUCUGUAGUCAGUUUGGCGGUGAUAAUCAGCUAAGGUGCUACAUUCUUUUAGAAGUAAAAAGGGUACUCAGUCUCGAAAGCCAAUGUACAAUGGAAUACAAUGAAAAUGCAUGUGAGAAAAUACUGACUAGCAUUGUUGAUGAAAAGCCAAUUGGUGAUUUAAAUUCUACUGAUAUUGAUGAAGUAAAAGCCAUUGUUGCUGGUAGUUCUCGUCGAGCCAAUUAUACAAAUGAAACACUGACACAACUGAACAGGAUUGUUGAUUAUUUCACUUUGAAUGAGUCUGUUGUUUCACAAAACAUUGACAAGCAAGAUGCAAAUACAUUUCUGUCAGUUAUUAGUACUCUUGCCAGUAAAGAAGAAAGCUUAGCCUUACCAGAAAAUAAUGAAACCAAUUCUAGCACAGCACUGUUAAAUGAUUUGGCUGUGAUGUCUAAAUUGAUUGGCUCAGCAGUUUUAACCUCAAAUGAUCAAGUGGAAGGAAAUUUUGCAUACAGUGACAACAAUAUAGGCCUUUUCUUAACUGUUGGCUCAGUAGAGUAUUUAUCUGGGGCUUUAAAACUCAACAGCACUAAUUCUUCUGCUGAAAUUAAUAUCCCACCAGCUAGUGUUUGUGGAUUUGAUUAUGAAUUGAGUAAAAACGAUGGAAGCUAUGAAUAUGACGAGUAUCCUAAGAUAUGCCAAGGAAGACCAUCCUGCAAUAUAUCUCAAAAUGGUUUUACAUAUACCUGCUAUGACAUGUACACAAUAUUUGGCGAGUGUUCGAAAAGGAUUGCAAUUCCAAGGAGUUGUCCAUCAGUAGUAUCAACUUCAAUAGCAAAGCUUUCACUCCCUGGGACUCUUCCUCCAAACAUGACAAUAGCAAGUAAUGUAAUAAAUGUUCAAAUUGUCACAAGAAAUGAAGACAGCUCAGUCUCUAAUGUUCAUUCACUCAAAGAUAAUGCAUCACUGCAUUUUAAAUUAGCAGAACCUAUCAAAGAGAAUUUCAUUCCAAAAUGCCAUUUUUGGAAUACUACAGAAAAUGUUUGGUCUGAUGUUGGAAUUGAGACGCUAGUGUUAUCUGAUGUUGAUAUAUUAUGCAACACAAGCCACUUGACUAGUUUUGCUGUAUUAGUUGAUCACCAAGGAUUAAUUGAGUCUGCAUCAAGUUCAACUGCUCAUAAUGGUACAAGUAUUAUUCCCAGUACCGAAUUACAGGCACUAUCAAUUGUUGGAUACAUUGGCCCUAGCAUUUCUCUACUGUGUCUCAUUAUUGCACUUGUUAUAAUGAUCUAUUUAAGGAAAGAGAUGAACGUAAAUUUUCUGUAUCACGUUCAUUUAAACUUGUGCAUUUCACUUCUCUUGGGAUUAACAGUAUUUCUAUUUGGAUUGGAAACAGCUAUACACUAUGAUUGGCUGUGUUCAAUUGUUGCUGUUCUUCUUCAUUAUCUCUUCCUCUGUGUGUUUGCUUGGAUGCUUGCUGAAGGGAUCACGCUAUUCAUAACUGUGGUGCAUGUCUGGGGAAUGAAGCUCCUUAAAUGGCAGAUUUCCUUACUCACUGCAUGGGGAAUCCCAUUAUUCAUUGUGGCAGUAUCCUUUGGAAUUAGGCAUGACUUAUAUGGAACAGAUAACUAUUGUUGGCUCUCAUCUCAAAAGGGUCUUGUGUGGGCUUUCUUGGGACCAGCCCUUGCCAUUGCUGUGAUCAACACAAUAUUUUUAAUGGUCACCAUGAUACAGUUAGUGAGAGUGAUACGAAAUAAGUUUGACCAUAGGAAAAAUUCAAAGAACUUGAAAACUGUUAAGUCUGCUAUAUUUGGAGCAAUUGUAUUGUUCCCUUUACUUGGUAUUACUUGGAUUAUUGGAGUGUUUGCUGUCAGUCAAAAUACAACAGUUUUCCUGUGGCUUUUCACAAUUUGCAAUUCACUUCAGGGUGUCUUUAUUCUCAUAUUUCAUGUGCUCAGACACAAAACAGUUUUGACAUGGAUUGUAAGAAAAUAUCCAUGCAUGGAUAAAUGGAUUGAAGUGCAUACAAGUUCUGAAGUAAUUAGAAGGAUGUCUGCAAUGAAACUUUCAGUGGGUAAGCUUGCACCUCAAGACAUGCUUUCUGCCAAGUUUGGUCUCAGGCGAAAUUCUUCGUACAGUCUGAGUGAUUUAAUUGUGUCAACAAGUAAUGAAAACUGCAUUAACUCAGAGCUUGAUACUAUUGCAGAAGAGGGUGACGAUGAGGGGGUGGCUUAAUAAUAAAAUUCAUUUUUAUA